Messenger RNA from Rhodotorula toruloides NP11, 2139 nucleotides. Its product is annotated as cytochrome p450 oxidoreductase. Lineage: Eukaryota; Fungi; Basidiomycota; Microbotryomycetes; Sporidiobolales; Sporidiobolaceae. Gene Ontology annotation, molecular function: FMN binding; flavin adenine dinucleotide binding; NADPH-hemoprotein reductase activity. The transcript has 5 exons. Bases 1 to 2139 code for a protein of 712 amino acids. Gene Ontology annotation, cellular component: cytosol. The record is from RefSeq and is a predicted model, not a curated record.
AUGGUCCAGCUCGCUCACAUCGUACUCGCACUCGCCAUCGCAGGCGGAGCCUACUUCCUCUUCUUCCGCACCAAGUCCGACUCGACCUCGCCCUCGCCCGCCGCCGCAGCGUUCGUCAAUGGCGCAGGCGCAAAGGGCGCGAACGGCGCAUCGGGCGAAGCAGUAGAUACCGGAAGGGACUUUGUCGCGUCGCUCAACCUCUCGAACAAGAAGUGUGUCAUCUUCUACGGAUCGCAGACUGGUACGGCCGAGGACUACGGAACCCGCAUCGCCAAGGAGAUCAAGUCGCGCUACGGCAUCUCGUCGCUCGUGUGCGACCCCGAGGACUACGACUUUGACAACCUCGAUGCCGUCCCCGAAGACCACCUCGUCGUGUUCUGCAUGGCGACGUACGGCGAGGGAGAGCCGACCGACAACGCCGUCCAGCUCAUGGAUUUCUUGAAGGAGGAGCCGCAGUUCUCGAACGGCACCUCGCUCGAGAACUUGCGCUACGUGAUCUUCGGCCUCGGCAACUCGACCUACGAACACUUCAAUGCCGUCUCCCGCAACCUCGAUGAACGCCUCACCCAGCUGGGCGCUCACCGCGUCGGUCCUCGCGGCGAAGGUGACGACGACAAGUCAAUGGAGGAGGACUACCUUGCGUGGAAGGACGAGAUGUUUGACGCGAUUCACAAGCAGCUCGGCUGGGAGGAGGGCGCGGGUGGCGACGUUGCCGACUUUGAGGUCCGCGAACUUGACGAGGUCGACGAGGCCAAGGUCUACCUCGGCGAGUUGUCUGCGCGCGCUCUCACCGGCGCACGCGGCGUGUUCGACGCCAAGAACCCCUUCCCGGCCCCGCUCAUUCAGGCCAAGGAGCUCUUCGAGGACGGCGAGCGCAACUGCGUCUUUGCCGAGUUCGACAUCACCGACUCGGGCAUCCGGUACCAGACGGGCGAUCAUGUCGCUGUCUGGCCUGUCAACCCGAACGACGAGGUCGAGCGCACGCUGCACAUCCUCGGACUCGCCGACAAGCGCCACAAGGUCAUCGAGGUCAAGUCGCUCGACCCCGCGCUCGCCAAGGUCCCCUUCCCGAUCCCGACCACCUACGAGACCGUCUUCCGCCACUACCUCGACAUCUCUGCGCACGCCUCUCGCCAGACCGUCGGCCAGAUGGCCAAGUUCGCGCCGACCGACGCCGCGCGCGAGAUGCUCGAGAAGCUCGGCGCCGACAAGGAGUUCUACCACGAGGUCGUAGGCUCCAAGUGCCUCCGUCUCUCCGAGGUGCUCGUCCUCGCAGCCGGCAACGCCAACACGGUGUGGAACAUCCCCGUCGACCGCAUCAUCGGCGCGAUCCACCGCCUCCAGCCUCGCUACUACUCGAUCUCGUCGUCGCCCAAGAUGUACCCCAACUCGAUUCACGUUACUGCCGUCGUGCUCAAGUACGAGCCUGUCGUCGGCGCCAACAAGGUCUUCGGCGUCGGGACCAACUACCUCCUCAACUUGAAGAACGCGGCAAACGGUACGCUCGAGAAGGUCGAGGCGCGCGAGCAGGGAACGCCCGUCUACCACCUCGAAGGCCCGCGAGGCAAGUACAAGAAGGACACGCACUUUGCCGCCCCGAUCCACGUCCGUCGCUCGACCUUCCGCCUCCCGACCUCGCCCAAGGUUCCCAUCGUCAUGAUCGGUCCCGGAACAGGUGUCGCGCCCUUCCGCGGGUUCAUCCAGGACCGCGUUGCCCUCGCACGCAAGGCGAAGGAGAAGGACGGGCCUGACGCGCUCAAGGACUGGGGCACGAUCGACCUCUUCUACGGCUGCAGGCGGUCGACGUGGGAUUUCCUCUACAGGGACGAGUGGGACCAGUAUGCCAAGGAGCUUGACGGCAAGUUCCGCAUGCACUGCGCGUUCUCGAGGGAGCCGGGACAGCCAAAGGUGUAUGUCCAGCAGCUGUUGCGGAAUGAGGGCGACAGGGUGGGAGAGGCGCUCGUCCAGAACAAGGGUUACGCGUACAUCUGCGGCGACGCCGGCAGCAUGGCGAAGCAGGUCGAGCGCGAGCUCGCGCACAUCCUCGGCAAGGCCAAGGGCGGAUCGGACGAGGACGGCGAGAAGGAGCUCAAGUUGCUCAAGGACCGCAACCGCUUGCUUCUCGACGUUUGGUCAUAG